AACAAAGAGUUGCCUCCCAUACGGUUAUCAGCAACAAUUACGGUGACACUGCAAUUCCCGAUGUCAACAACUAGGUGUGUGGGUGUUACACCUUUUAACCUUACAAACUUGCUUGUCAUUCAGUUCAAAUAUCCACUGCCGGAUUUGCUGACAGACGAAGGAGCGCUUAUUUAUAAGCACUGUGGGAUUUUUCUGAUGUGCAAAGGGCGAACCGAAUGAGAUUUGCUGUCAUUCUAACCUGUCGGGUGUUGUCCAUCGGCUUCGUGUCCCUCGCAGUAGCGCAACACAUCAUCGCUAGCAGUUCCAGCUGCCCACGGACAGCAAUGUCAUCACAGAAGCAACCAGUUUUAUUCUUGUCACACGGAGGCGGGCCGUCGUUUUUCUUGAGCGCCAGUGACUCGCCGUUUCUUUCUGGCAUGGAUAAAGAUUCUGAUGCCGCCAGAUACUUACGAGAACUUGCCCAAAAGGAAAAGCUGAAUUCGCAUAAAGCAGUAUUAGUUGUCAGUGCCCACUGGGAAGAGAGUGAUGUUACCAUUCAGACCACAAAGAAACCAGACCUUUAUUUCGAUUAUUAUGGGUUUCCACCAGAAACAUAUAAGCUUACAUGGCCAGCAGUUGGCGCUCCAGAUCUUGCAAAGAAAAUCCAGAAUCUACUGGAAUGUAAAGGAAUAAAAUGUAAGACCAACAGUGAGAGAGGAUAUGACCAUGGUGUGUUUGUGCCAUUCAAGUUGAUAUUUCCAGACCCAAAAGUACCAGUGUUCCAGUUAUCUCUGGAUUCAAGCCUAGACCCAGAGGUCCAUCUGCGGCUAGGAGAGGCUUUACAGGAGCUUCGAGAGGAGGGAAUACUAAUUGUUGGGAGUGGCUUCACCACUCACCGUAUGAGACCCAGUUCAGAUCCAGAUUAUGGAAAGAAAAUGCAGGAGUGGCUCCACAAUGUGUUGACAAACCCUCAGCUGACACCCAGCGAGCGACGCAAAAUUUUAGUGACAUGUGAUCAUCUUCCAGCAGUGCAGGAAGCACAUCCACGGACAGAGCAUCUUUUGCCUUUCCUGGUCACCAUGGCAGCAGCAGAAUAUAAUUCUGGAAGAAUCCUGUUUUCUGCUUCACUUCACAGCGGUUGGGUCCUGGAGCAUUAUAUUUUUGAUAGUUAAAGUACUUGCUUUGAUCUCUCAACAUGAACUCUUGACAUGGAUUUUGUUUUCAGAUUUCUGUAACUAAUUCUUUAAGUCAAAGAAUGUUAUUGCUUCAGAUGUAUUCAAAAAGUGCACAGUAAUGUUGACAAACUGUUUAUGUAAGCAGUUUUAAAACUGAUUAUUGAAUGUUAACAGACAUCAGUUUAUAUUUAUUUGCAGAAAUUAAUUGGCUGUUUGUGAUAAAAACAAUGUUGACAUUCUCUAUAAAAUUCACAAUUUUUAAUAAUUACAAAAAUGAAAUUAAAUGCCUGUGAUAUAAUCAAGUUUUUUAAGUAAUUCUACAUGAAAGUAGACCACACUAGCCUCUAAUAAGCCUUAAGUUUCUAGAAAAAAGUGCAAUAUCGUUCCUCCAUUUCAAUGAAGAAAUACUUUAAAAUGCCAUACAAAAUUUUGACGAUACCAUAAAUAUGAAUGAUGAAGAUUAUGGCUCACUGUGUCACUAAUUCUAUGGAUAUUUAAAUGUUUGAGGAUGUUUCCUCCAUUCUGGGACCACAGUUUUUACAAUUUGUGUAAACAGUACAAUUAUGGAUGAUUACAAGGAUGAUUAUUGUGUCUGUAGUUGAGGAUGUUUUAUUCACUCUGGGAUUCGAUACUUAAGUUCCUAAAAGCAAAUUAUCAGAGACACUAAUGAAAAACAUUGUCAUGAUACUGGUAUGGUAAAUUAUUUUUGUUUAUGUGUUAUCUUUGACUUAUAUGAGAUAUAUAUCUGUACACAGACAUUUACAACAGAAUAAUUUGUACUGAGUGACCUCAGAAAGUUCUUCCUCUGCCAAGAAUCAGCUCUGAAAGUAAAAAGUAAUCUGAUAAACUUUACAACUUAUUAAGCACUAUUCUUGCCAUAUGGGAAAACAAUUGCCAAAGUAAAUUGACCAAAAAAAACAAACAACCGAAUUAAUGAAACAGAUAAAGAAAUAUUGGGGAAGCAGAAGCCCAGUGGUUAGAGCAUUUAAUAGCAAGAUCUGGAGGCUAGCCAGCUUGUUGUAAGCUGUGUGAUGCAGUAUGCUUCCCCCAGUUGAGCUAGCUGUGGAUCAUUUUCAUGUCCUGGAUACCCGACCUGGGCUAGAGAGGGUAAGGCAGCAAGGGAGAGAUGAGAACCAGCCUCACAAAAAUGAUAGCCCUGAGAAAUGUGAGUUUGUAACAAGUUGCUGUUCCUCUGAUUUGAUUUAUAUAACGCAUUGGAUAGUGUUGCUGUUUAUUUUAUUGGGAAAAUGUUGAUGGAUGUUACUUAGCUAUUUGGUAUGAGCCAUCCCAACUCAUGAAUGAGCAGGACUCUUCUUGGAAUGGCAAAACCCCCAGAAACAAGGGGAGGUGACAACCUCACUUAUGUCAGAAUACAUUCUUGUACUUUAAGAAUGGAAAUGCAAAAAGCGGGCAUGUUGUAAUACUGCAUCAACUUUUUAUAUUUAUGCAGAUUCCCAUCUAGUAUUUCUUCUGUGAGCUUGAUUUCAUAAAGUGACAUAAAUACUGUUUUUGUUCCCAGUCUUAGCCUAUUGGUGUGAUUGAGUGUGUAUGCAAGUGAUUAACAUGGCAUUUUUUUGUGAAGCUAAUUAAUUAUAAAGUUCCUGCAAUAACGAUGCUUUCUGUGGUGUUAGUUAUAUUUGCUAAUGGGCAGAAUUGAUGUUACGAACAAUUUUGUAAAAUAAAGGCAUAAUU
Molecule: messenger RNA, 2846 nt
Organism: Pomacea canaliculata
Lineage: Eukaryota; Metazoa; Mollusca; Gastropoda; Architaenioglossa; Ampullariidae
Product: 4,5-DOPA dioxygenase extradiol-like
Exons: 4
Coding region: 216-1151 (311 amino acids)
Molecular function (GO): zinc ion binding; ferrous iron binding; oxidoreductase activity, acting on single donors with incorporation of molecular oxygen
Source: RefSeq, a predicted model, not a curated record